AUGUCGUGGUCUCUUGCAGCAGCAGCUCUCCCGAUCCUCUCGCUGCUCGUCGCGUGCGCGCGCGGCGCCGACGACUACACGGCGUUCGUGUACGCCGGGUGCUCGCAGGCGCGGUACGACGCCGGGACGCAGUACGCGGCGGACGUGGGCACCGUGCUCUCGGCCCUCAGCGACGGCGCCAGCUCCAGCACCUAUGCAACCUACAAACCACCGUCCGGCGCCGCGACCGGCCUGGUCGGCCUCUACCAGUGCCGCUCGGACCUCCCCACCGCCGUCUGCGGCGUGUGCGUGAAGGCGUCCGUCUCCAAGCUCUCCUCCCUCUGCAACUCGGCCGUCGGCGGCGCGGUGCAGCUGCGCGCGUGCUUCCUCCGCUACGGGAAUGACUCGUUCGUCGGGAAGCAGGACACGACGGUGCUGUUCAAGAAGUGCGGCGGCGAGAGCGACGGCGCAGACGCCGGCGUCGCGGCGCUGCGCGAUGGGGCGCUCGGCGCGCUCCCGGCCGCUUCGUCCCCGGCCGGCGAGGGCUCGUUCCGCGCCGGGGCGUCUGGGUACGUGCAGGCCAUGUCGCAGUGCGUGGGAGACCUCGAUGACAAGGCGUGCACCGACUGCGUCUCCGCCGCGGCCGGGCAGCUCAAGGUCGGCUGCAACAACGCCCCCGCCGGAGAGGUCUACCUUGGCAAGUGCUACGCGCGCUUCUGGUCAAAUGCAGGCACCGGCGGCGCCCCCGGUGGAGGUGCCAGUGGCGUCAUCGGCGGCAACGGAGGCAUCGUGGGUGACGGCGGCGGCGCCGUCCCAGGCACAAGCGGAUAUGGGUUUGUGCCUCGUACCUACAACGACGUCCAAGGUAAGCAUCAUGGAUCUGACAAGAAUAUCGCCAUCAUCAUCGGCAUUGUGGCGGCUAUCGCCAUUGUGGUCGUCUUCGCCGUUUUUCUCAGAAGAUCUCGCGCAGCCAAUGGCAAAAGCUAA
Molecule: messenger RNA, 966 nt
Organism: Lolium rigidum
Lineage: Eukaryota; Viridiplantae; Streptophyta; Magnoliopsida; Poales; Poaceae
Product: plasmodesmata-located protein 6-like
Exons: 3
Coding region: 1-966 (321 amino acids)
Cellular component (GO): plasmodesma
Source: RefSeq, a predicted model, not a curated record